AUGUCGCACCGACGCAAGAAGUCCCUCCUGAUCGGCAUCAACUAUGUCAACUCGGAGCACGAACUCAAAGGCUGCCACUCGGACGUCGACAACAUGGCCGAGUUUCUGACCUACCGUGGCUACGACAACGGACACCGGAACCGGGCCAUUCUCAGCGACCGGCCAGAAGUGCCCUACGACUCCCCCUACUACCCCACCGGCCACAACCUCCUGGCCGCCAUGGACUGGCUCGUCAGUGAACCCGGAUGCACGCUGUUCAUGCACUACUCAGGCCACGGCGGCCAAAUCGCCGACGUUGACGGCAACCGCGGAAUCGGCGGCAUGGACAACACCAUCGUCCCUGUCGACUUUGAGCAGCGGGGCCAGCUGUCCAGCACGCUGCUGCACGAGCACCUCGUGACCCGCAUGGCAGCCGACUGCACGCUGUUCAUCAUCAUGGACUGCUGUCACUCGGGCUCCGCUGUCGAGCUGCCAUUCGUGUACCGCAGCGACAGCGACGGGCAGAUCAGCUUGCUGGAUAAUGUGCGCGCGGGUGCGCGCCUGCUCGGUGAAGCUACGGAUCUUAUUAAUGGCGGGUUUUCGUAUCGCAAGGUCGGCGAGGCGCAGGAGCUGCUUGCAGGCGCCAGUAGUUUCUUCAAGGGCCUGCGGCACAUGGGCGAGCAGGACGACGAGGAGGGGCUCGGGGCUGGGGAGUUUGCGGGGCAGUACGGCAGCGAGCAGAAGAUGGUCACCAUGUUCAGCGGGUGCAAGGAUGAUCAGACGAGUGCGGAUGCGCGGAUUCGCGGCGAGGCGACGGGCGCCAUGACGUGGGCGUUUUUGGAGACGAUGAAGAGGGACCAGAACCCUACUUAUGCCGCGACUCUGCAGAUGACGAGACAGCUACUCGAUCAGAGUAACUACACCCAAGUUCCCCAGCUGAGCUCCGGGUUGGAUAUUGAUCUCGACAACAUGUCGUUGGUGAUUUAA
Molecule: messenger RNA, 966 nt
Organism: Ascochyta rabiei
Lineage: Eukaryota; Fungi; Ascomycota; Dothideomycetes; Pleosporales; Didymellaceae
Exons: 2
Coding region: 1-966 (321 amino acids)
Biological process (GO): proteolysis
Molecular function (GO): cysteine-type endopeptidase activity
Source: RefSeq, a predicted model, not a curated record